CCUGUCUCUUUAAGAAACGGGUGCCUUGUGCACAGCCCGGUUUCCAUUGAUUGGUGGAUCGGGCUGGGACGGACGGAAAGUUGACGCUGAUUGGCUAAAUUUUUGUUUGAGACUUUAGAUGCGGAACGCUAGGGCUGAUUGGCUGAUAUGCACGGCGUGGGCGGUACCAUCUCAGUGAUUGGCUAAGGCUGCAGGAGCUGUAGAGUUGAGAUGGCACCGUCAGGGCCAUUGGCUGACCUGGUUAUGCUGCUGGUGGAGGUUGUAUCCCUGAUGGGGAUUGGCUGCAGCGGGCGGCCUUGGCGCAGGCGCGGUAGCGUGGCAGCGAGCCGGCAGCGGGGCUGGUAAUGUCUGCCCUGCGGCGGCUGCUGUACGGGCCGGAGGCGGAGCGGGCUCGGCCGGAGCCGGAGCCGCCCCCAGGCCCCUGGGGCAUGGAGCCCCGGGCGUGCCCGCAGCACCGCGGGGCUGGGAUGGGGCCGGCCUGGCCCGGGGGCAGCUACUGGGACAGGCCCGGCCGGGGCGGCGGCCCCCAGGAGCAGCCUCCUUAUCCUGGCUAUGGUUCCAACUACUGGAACUCUGCGGUGCAGCCCAGAGUUCCCUACCCAAGUCCGUACCCCGCUGGACCUGAGUUACAAAGCCAGGGACUGGAGUCUCCCUACACAAAUGGAGCCUAUGGCGCCCCUUACCCCUCAGCCCCUGGGGCUGCUCCACACUAUGCUAAUCUGCCACAGUCAAACACUUACUAUUCUUCUGGGCACCCUCGGGCCGCCUAUCCAGCAGAGUCUCCGAGCAUGUACCGGCCGCCAUCGCCAGCCUCGCACUGGAAUUAUCCCCCACCAGACUGCCCCCCGGAAGGCCCCUCUCUCAGGAGGCAGGCCCCAGGAUACUCCCCACCAUCGACCCCAGGUAUGCCUGUCCCCCACUAUCCAUAUGGAGGAGAUACCAACCCUGGCAUUCCACAGCAGGGGCCUCCACCACCACAACCAAGACCCCAGGAUGAAUCUUGGGCUUCCUCUGGCAUCUAUGGGAUGCAGCCACGUUAUGCCUGGCCUGCUGCUUCAACACCCCAAGGAAGUCCAUUUGUUUCAGAAUCAUCUCCAUCCUGGCCUGGCAAUGGAGCUCCUUCUCCUCAUCCUCCAGCUCAUGAUACAAAGGAUACUUCUUAUGACAAACCAGACCAAGGAGCAAACCACAACAACUACUUUCCAGAAGUCAAUCAUCAGCCCUCUGGGACUAUGAAUGAUCACAAAUCAACUCAACUAAACACCAAACCAUCCCAUUUCAAUCCCAAAGUGCAAUACAGCGCACAGCCCCAAAUGUAUGAUAAUGUACCUAGGAAACCACCUUUGAACCAGGAUGCAGGUUUUAAACCCAGCAAUCAGCCUUUGUCAAACUCCCUGGGAAAGCAGCCAGGGAUUCAGAGAGUUAUGCAAGUUAUGGAGGAAGUUGAGCAGUUGGAGCAAGAGGUGGAUGAAUUUGUAGGGAAAAAGACAGACAAAGCAUACCGGCUCCUGGAGGAAAUGCUGACCAAGGAGCUGUUGGAACUGGAUUCCAUAGAGACUUGUGGCCAGGACAAUGUUCGACAGGCUAGGAAGGAGGCUGUUCAUAGAAUCCAGGCCAUACUGGAAAAACUGGAAAAAAAGGGAUUGUAAAAGACAGAUGGUAACAAUUCAAGGCCUGCUAUGGACAUCCCAAAGCUCUCUGGUUAGGCUUAAUUCUCGGCCCGCUUCUAACUUCUGUUGACCACGAAAAGCAAUAAAAUCUGAUGAUACUUUAAUUUUUUUUUUUUUAAACCCAACAAAUAAUAAAUUGGCUGUGGACGAAUGAAGGGAGGAUUGAAACAUCAGUCCUGAAUUUUCAGUUUGUUGUUCCAGGCCAACGAAUGUACAGACAACUGUGGAAUUUUGACACUGCCAAACAAAGUACUUUUGCCUCUGUGGGUGUCUACAUGCUUUUCAUUGGCAGGAGAGGAAACUGUUGUAUGGAACAGACUUUUCUAUACUAGGCCAAAUGUGUGUCUGUAGAUGCCACCUGCUGCCCCAUGGCUUCUUAAAUAGCUGGAAUAUUUGUCAAGUUUUGUAAGUUACAAAGGCAUUGCAACACACAGCAAGAACAAGAAGACUUCAUGCUCUUGGACCACUAUUCUUGUGUAUUAUUUACAGCUUCAUCACUCUAGUCAUUGAGAUUGAUGCGUAUUGUUCUGUGUCUUUUUGGUGCACGCUGUAGUACUGUCUUGAAGUGCUGGUGGAAGAGACCAUAUUCGCAACCAGUAAAUAUGGCAACUUCACACUGUUUUCUUCUAUAUAGUGAGAACUAUUCAGUGAUGUUUUAUGUGGGGGAGAGGUAAUAAGGAACACAACUGGGAGCUUUUGAAUUCUGCCUCUGAAAAGGCAGUGGUACAAAUGAGAGAUGGCGGCAUGAUCCUAGGGAAGUGAAACAUUUGGAAAUGAUUUUUCAGGGCAAAUUGGGGUAAAAAUCCACUUUUUAAUUGUAAUGUCCUUUCACAUAAUGCAGUUUGUAAUCCAUUAUAAUCUGCAUAACUGGUGGUUCUGUACAGUGCACUGUGGAGGGGAGAGGAAAAACAUCUGCCUUUAACCGGGGGGCUACCACAUCUGAAAUUUAGUAGUCAUUACUGUGUAUGAUAAGAAAAUAAACUCUGGCAAGUUUUAAAAAUAAUUUUGUACUGAUAAGUCGGAAAUGACUUUCUUUAAAGUUUGUGUGAAACUAUAAAUGGAACCUAUUGUAACCAAAGCACCUGGAAUUCUGUCUUUGCAGCAGAUCCUCGUAAGACAAGGCAGCAAGUGGCAUGGAAAUAGUGACAUUCAUGAUGUUGAAAGGGGGUUGGUGCUACUUUUGUGACGGCUUGGAGCAGACUAGUUCUGUGAACACUUUAGCCUUUUGCUCCUGAAAUAAUGACCACAUUUCCCUGAAGCCAUCCAGCCUGGCAUUCUGUAUGCUGCUAGUCAAUGCAGUGGAAGAUGUAUGCUUGCAGAUUCUACAUCCUUAGUGCACCUGAAUUCUGCUGCAUAGUACUGACCUCUCCAACUGUUCAGAUCCAUCCUCAUAGUCAUGCAUGUGGUUGGCAGUCUAGAAAAUAUACUCUGGGCUAAUCCAGAAGAGCAGAGUAAUCCGUCUGGGCCAAUAAAUGUUUUGGAUUGGAGGAGGACCGUGUUUAAUAGCAAUGGCAGAGACCAACCAGGCCUAGCUAACGCUGUUUGGGAUCUGAUUCCCAAGAGCAGAAGCUAUGUUCUAGCUCGCCACUAUAUUGUAAAGAGCCUCCAGUUCUAUGCUAAUAUAAGGGGGGAGAUCUGGUUCCAAGGGCUGAACGUCUGCAGGAGGUAAUGGUACAACAUUAAUGAAUUAAACAAUGGUUGAUGCUUCCAGUG
This is a messenger RNA of Caretta caretta (loggerhead turtle), 3383 nucleotides long. It is a transcript of the gene BAG4, whose product is annotated as BAG cochaperone 4. The record is from RefSeq and is a predicted model, not a curated record. Gene Ontology annotation, cellular component: nucleus; cytosol; cytoplasm. Gene Ontology annotation, biological process: protein stabilization. Lineage: Eukaryota; Metazoa; Chordata; Testudines; Cheloniidae. Gene Ontology annotation, molecular function: adenyl-nucleotide exchange factor activity; protein-folding chaperone binding.